Molecule: messenger RNA, 2239 nt
Organism: Blepharisma stoltei
Lineage: Eukaryota; Ciliophora; Heterotrichea; Heterotrichida; Blepharismidae
Source: the annotation of a GenBank genome assembly
AUGAUGGAAAAUUCUAAACAGUCAGAACCCAAUGAAGCCAAUCUACUAUAUGAAAAAAUAUUCAACACAGAGAAUCAAGAAAUUGAUCCUAACGAAAUCCUUAAACAUUUAGAUAUAAAUAUAAACGAUUUAGAAGAAAAACCUUUAAGUUAUUUUCAAAACGAUCAGAAGAUAAAAGAACUCGCUGAAUUAAGGCUUGAACAUUACAAUAGAAAACGUCUUGCUAAACUAAAAAAAAUAUACGAAUUUCUACAUAGAAAAAAAUCAAGAAGUUCCAGUUUUAUUUCCCAUACAGUCAAUAUUAGCACUUUUAGCUUAUCUGAAAUCGAGCAUUCUAAUGAUUUUUCAUUUAUAACAGAAAAAAAUCCCACUCAACGAUCUUAUCUAGGGGAAACUAAUGAACAAAAAUUAGAAUGAAUUAACCAAAAUAAUAAAAGAAGAAAAGAUGCUGCAAAUAAAGCGAUUAAGCUUAUUUUACACAAUCAAAUUGAUAUAUUAGAAAAAUUAAAAAGGAAAGAUAAAAGAUCAAAAGAUCAUAUACUUACACAGAUCGAAGAGGCUAAAAAGAAGAAGAAAAAACACAAAAGACUUGAAAAUUCAAAUAAAAGAGAUCGAUCUGCGGAUGCUAUAAUAGACAAUUUUUCAUUUGAAAGCAAAACACCAACACCAAUAGCUGAUAGAAGCUUAAAACGAACACCGAAAACAAAUUUGAUAUCUUAUUCCCCCACUUAUUAUCGAACAAAAUCAUCAGAAAUCAUUAUUGGAAAUAUUAGCAGGCAAAAUAUUUUUGCAUAAAAUUUAUACAAUAAUAAAUUGAUAGAUAAUUUAUAAUGAGAUUUCCAUUGAUUUAUUAAAAUUUUUAAGCAUCUUACGACUUAAAACAUUUCAUUUAUAAAUUAGAUUAUUUUUCAUUUAAAAGCUACAAAUCUCGAUUUUUUAAAAAAAUAGCCAACCCUUUUGCUAGCUUUUGAACGCUAAACAAGGAGGGAUUUACAGAGAAGAUUUAAUUGAAAAAGAAAUCGAAGAAAAAUUGAGAGCCUUCGAAGCAAAAAUGAUAAAAGCAAGAGAACGAUGCCAAUCUUACUAUAAAGAAAAAAUCCAAAGCAAGCCUAAAAGGAGCAUUUCAGAGCUGAGAAAUCGAAAUGAUGCAGAGAAUCAAAAGAAAAUCAUCUAUGAGUUUCAAAAACCAAGAAUUAAAUCUACAAGAGAUGAGCACUAUUUUGAAAAAAUAAAAGAAUAUCGAUCUUCAAAAAACGACGAAAAAAAAGUAAAAAGCCUUCACCAUAUAGAAAAACUGAAAGAAGAGCAAAUCCUUAUUGAAAAAGCAGCUAUAGAAAAAGAGAAAAAAAUUAAAGAGAAGAUUGAGAAAAGAAAUGAAAAACAAGCAAUCCAUAAUGAGAUUUAUAAAGAAAAGAAUCGGCUUUUAAUGGAAGAUGCUGCAGAAAAUAGAAAAAAGCAGGAAAAGAUUGAAGAAAUGAGAAGCAAAAAAAUUAUCGAAAACCAUAUCAAAGGGCUUGAGAAAAUAAAUGCUAGGAAGAGAAUAAAUGACUUAAUGGAGGUGGAGGCAAGAGAGAGGGAUUUUAGUUUGAUUGAAGAGCAUAUUAAAAACAAAUAUGAAGCUUUUCAACAUAUUUCGAAAGUGUAUUCUAAUUCCCUCACUAAAAUAUUUUUUUUAAAACUUUUAUAUAACUCUCCUUCUGUAAGUGAACAAAAAAAUUUUUAUUGUUUAUGAAUGUGGUUAUUUUUAUUUUAAAAAAUUUAUAUAUAAAUUUUAUAGUAAAAAUUGUUUUCCAAAAAAUAAAUAAUCCCAAUUGGAAAGCCAAAAUCAAUUUAAAAUGUGAUUUCAUGCUUUGUUUAAAAUUCAGCAGAAUUAGCUAGAUAUUUCAUUAAACUAAUUAUCACUUAUAUAUCAAGUAUUUUCAAUAUUUUUUUUAUUUGCUUAAGGGAAGUGCUUUUUACCAAAAAAUACACUCAAAGAGGGGGAGUAAGAAUUAUAUAAAUUACUUUACAAAAAAUCAAUUGGCAAAUAUUUGAAAGGCAAGUUUGCUUCAGUAUUUAAAAUUUAUGUUGUGGCAGAUUUCAUUAUAUAAAGCAUUAAUUAUAUAUAUGAAAAAAUGUUAUACAAAGGCGUCUUUAUAUUGUUUUUAUCCUUAUUCUUCAAGGAUUGAUUUCCAAAAUAGGAUUUGCCAAUGAUUUUGUUUGUCUUGAAGGCAGUAAGAAUCUUAAAAUAUUGGCGUAA